Mugil cephalus (flathead mullet) is the source of this 4591-nucleotide messenger RNA. It is a transcript of the gene ubap2a, whose product is annotated as ubiquitin associated protein 2a. Gene Ontology annotation, cellular component: nucleus; cytoplasm. The record is from RefSeq and is a predicted model, not a curated record. The coding region runs from base 110 to 3865 and encodes 1251 amino acids. Lineage: Eukaryota; Metazoa; Chordata; Actinopteri; Mugiliformes; Mugilidae. Gene Ontology annotation, molecular function: protein binding. The transcript has 27 exons.
CUCCCCCGGACAGGACACGUCACGUGACCAUCCUGUCUGCUGCUGGCCGAGUGAAGCGUGUUAGCAGAUUUUUCUAUUUUGUACAUACAGAGUUUUGUAUAUACUGUAUAUGAUGAGCUCGCUGGGCAGCGACAAGGCCCGGGGUCCCCGGGAAAAAGCGCUGCCAGCAGCCACUCACACAUCGCAACCACAGAAACAGAUACAGGCAACUGCUGAGCAGAUUCGGCUUGCCCAAAUGAUCUACGACAAGAAUGAUGCUGACUUUGAGGACAAAGUUAAUCAGCUGAUGGAAGUGACGGGGAAGAACCAGGAUGAGUGCAUGGUUGCUCUUCAUGACUGUAAUGAGGAUGUUAGCAGAGCCAUCAAUUUCCUCCUGGAGAGCACCUCGGACAUGACAUCUUGGGAAACGGUGGGAAAGAAGAAACCCCUGGUGAAGGAGGGCCCGUCAGAAAGCAAGGAGAACAAGGAGAACAGAGAGAAGAGGGGAGAGAGGGAGGCUAGCAAGGGCCGCGGCACUGCUAACCGCAAGGGCAAAGGGGGCAGUCGGAGCCGCCAGGCCCGUCCAGAGGAGAACGGUGUAGAGGUGGCACCGGUGGACAGAGGUUCAGAUCGAGGCCGGAGGGUCAAAGGUGGCAGGGGAGCUGGAGUGCGAGGUCGAGGCAGAGCACCAGCAGGGAGCAGGUUCUCAGCUCAAGGCAUGGGGACGUUCAAUCCGGCUGAUUAUACCUCAGAGUCUGGUACGGGGACCACGCAAACGGAGGUUUGGGACGCGGCGACCAACAACAGCACAGAUGGGACAGUUGCCUGGAGGAAUACUUUGGAAGACUGGGCAGCUGAGGACUGGAGUGAAGAUGUUAGUCUCUCAGAGACCAAAGUGUUCACUUCCUCAUGUGCACCUGCUGCUGAAAACCACAUCACACCUGGGCAAAGUCUGGAUCUGGCCUCUCUGCUGCAGAAGCCUGUGGGCGGAGGAAGAGAACCACCCUCCUCCUCUUCUGCUCAGAGUCUGGUCUUCACCAACUCUCACCAUCACCAGCAGCCGCCCCCCAGCCGCACCACCACCAGUAGCACAAGCUACGCACAUGCUGCUUUGUCAUCGGUUCUGGGCGCUGGUUUCGGGGACUUGGGCCAGGCCAAGAGGACUCAGCCCAGCGCUGGAGCUCAGAUACUGGAACAGCUGAAGGGUCCUGGCUUGGGUCCACUGCCCUCGUCCCAGGCCGCACCGCCUGUCAGCACCCAAGGAAACAACACCUCCAUCGGCCGACUGCCAGGUCUGGGAGCACCUGUGCCUCCGCCCGCCUCUUCCAGCUGGGACAUGAAGGCUUCAGAAUCCAACACCACGUCGCUGUCUUCACAGUUCAGCCGUGAGUUUGGUCUGCAGCCAGAGCCCUCUCUUGUGCUGAGCCAGCUGGUUCAGAGGCACACGGGCCCCACAUUACCGCUGGCACGUCAGCCCAGUCCUCCGUCACAACAUGCGCCCCCUGCUUCAGCCUCGCCUGCCCCCCAACACACCAGCACGCAAGCGCAGGCAGGCCCCAUGAUGGCCGCCGCUGGUGCUAAACCUCCUGCCCCGAGUGCAGGGCUGGACCCUCAGGGCAGCAGUACACCACAACAACAGCGGGCACAGCUCAAAGGCCAGAAACGAAGGAUACCUCCCACAUCAAAGAUUCCAUCCACAGCAGUAGAGAUGCCAGGCUCGGCUGACGUCCCUGGGCUAAACCUCCAGUUUGGAGCGCUAGACUUUGGCUCAGAGUCUCCGUUACCAGAAUUCGGAGUUGUGGACAAUUGUGUGAGUGCAGCGUCCAGGGAGUCGACACCAGCCCCUGCCCCAGCACCGCCUGCAUCGGGACCAGGAGCACAGAGCCAGACAAGCCUGUACUCCAAACCGCUCAGUGAGUCACUGGGCAGCACUCUCUCCGUCACGCUGCCCCCGCCCCUCUCCUCAUCAGAGCCAGUAUAUCACUCCUCUGCAGUGGCGUUGCCAAGUCUCGCUCCCUCAUCAUUAGGGACUGCUGCCCCCACCAAUCCUCCCUCCUCUUCUUCAGCAACCUCCACUGCCUCCAACUCCGUACCCACUUCCUCUCCCUUCUCCACAGUGGGGGGAAGUUACGAUGGGACCAUGCCCCCUCACACACGUCUGGGCUUUUCACAGAACAAAGAGGCCACGGGGCCCGUUAUGAAUGGCCUGAAUGGUGUUAGGACAUCUGCUGCUCUGGACACUUCCUCAGCGUCCUCCACACCAAAGCCAGAUUCGCCGUCGAUGAACAUCAGCACCAACGGGGCCUCAGCACCUUCCUCCCACUUGUCCUCUGCCCUGCCAGCACACAGCUCCUCCGCGCUCUCCAGCCUGGCGCAGGACAUGCCCUCAGCGAGCCAGCUCAACUCACUCAACAGCCACGUCAGCAAUCAUUCCUCAGUAUCAGCUCUGGGCUCCAGCUCUCACACUUACACCUGUGUCGACAGCAGUAACGUGAGCUCUCUGGCGCCCUCGACUGGCUCCUACACGUCAUCACAGCCCUCGGCCUCCGCACUCCACUCAACCCACAACAGCAGCAACAGUAGCAGCAGCAUCAGCCACCUGGUCAACAUGCCCAGCAUGGGCAACAACAUGAGCAGCACAGUUGGGGGCAUUGUUGGCACGAGCGGACUCCACUCCGCUGCCACCAGCACGACGCUGGGACUUGGCUCCAAUGGAGCUACUGCCACGUCCAACCUCUCUGCACCAAGGACCACGGCCCUGCUCUCCUCCUCCACAGGUAAGGCUCCUCCUAACCUGUCCCAGGGAGUGCCUCCUCUACUGCCCAACCAGUAUAUCAUGGGCCCGGGAGGGCUGCUGCCCGCUUACCCACAGAUCUAUGGCUAUGAGGACCUCCAUAUGCUCCAGUCCAGACUGCCAAUGCCCUCAUUGCAGGAUUACUAUGGAAUCACAUUCCCCGGCCCCACGGCAACACUCUCUGGCAGAGAUGGGAGCCUAGCCAACAACCCCUACUCAGGUGAAGUCACAAAGUUCGGCAGGAAUGACUCCACCUCCCCGGCACCCCCCACGAGCCUGGCGGCCCCGCAGCCUCCCCAGGGCCAGAGCCAAGGACAGAACCAGGCCCAGCCUCCUCAGCCGCAGCCUCAGCCCCAGGGCCAGCCGCAGCACCACAGCAGUCAGCAGGCCUUUCUGCCGCCAGGCUACAGCUACACAGGCUUGCCUUACUACCCCGGAGUGCCCGGUGCCGUGCCCAGCGCUGCUGCCUUCCAGUAUGGCCCCACCAUGUUCGUUCCUCCGGGAGGCCCGGGACCAGCUUCCGCCAAGCAGCACAGCAUGGGCCUCGGCCUGGGAAACCCCUCGGCUAGCCCUUUCCAGCAGCAGACGCAGCAGCAGCCCAGCGGUUACGGCCAGCACACCUUCAGCUCAGGGUAUGAGGAGCUGACAGCGGGGCCAGCAGGAGUGGAAUACAGCAAAGGGUACAACUCCUCCUCACAGGCACAAGCCAAAUCUGCUGCUGCUGGGCCUGGGAAAGGUGUCUCAGUGACAUCCAGCAACUCCGGAGUGCCAGACAUCAGUGGAAGUGUUUACAAUAAGACCCAGUCUUUUGAUAAGCAGGGUUUCCAUGCGGGGACCCCCCCUCCCUUCAGUCUGCCAUCAGCACUGGGGGGUCCAGGGCCUCUGAACCCCGGAGCAGCGCCUGGAGGCUAUGCACCUGCCCCAUUCCUCCACAUCCUGCCUCACCAGCAACCACACUCACAGCUGCUGCACCACCAUCUAGCUCAGGAUGGACAGGGUGGUCCUAGCCAGCGUGGCCAGUCCAGCAGCCUGCAGCAGAAGAGCCAGGUCAACAAGUCGAGCUACGGUAGCUCCCCCUACUGGGCCAACUGAGACGACGCCGUCUACAACGAGUGUGUGCGCGUGUGCAUGGACAGACACCAGCACACAGCACCACACCAGCGUAUCUGACUGACGAAAUCAUAGAGGGACAAACCAUUUUACAACACAAGCUAAAACAAACAAACACAUACACACACACACACACUACCACCCCCUCCCCUUUGCUCUGUAUAUCCCCCUUUUCAAAUUUAUGGCUGUUGUAUGUAAAAUAUAUUUAUGUAUGUAUUUAUACAGUAUAUAUGUAUUGGUAGGACAUAAAAAUGUGGUUUUCUGCAUUUUGUUUUUAUUUUGAAGGACAUUUUAUUUCCAAAAAAAAAAAAAUAUGGAAAGAUGAGAAUGCUAAAUCAUGGAGAUGAAGUUGGUGAAUAUACUUGAACACAAGCAUCUUGUGAUGUGGAUUUUUUUUUUGUAUGCAUACAUGAACUGAAAUUGAUGUACAUAGGUUAUACACAUCAUUUUCACGGCAAAGGCCUUUUUAUUUUUACUUUAGAAGAAACUCCAUUUUGUAACUUUGGUCUCCCGCAUCUGUGAAUCCUUCUAUACUGAGGGUGACUUGAGUUGAUAGCUUGAUUUUUUUUUUGGCCCCGUUUUCUUCCAUCUGUCUCUUAUUCCUCAACUCUUUACUAGUUGGUUGGUUUUACCAGCCAGGCCUUGGAUUUGAUGUCAUUUUAACAUUGGUUUAAUCCUUGUUGUCCAAAUUAAAAGGUAUGAACAGUU